AAACUCAGAUGAAAUGGUACCCUCAGGAAAGCAUGUGGCUCUGACCUCUUCUUGAGACUGUGGGGAGGGGAGGUUAGAUUCCCCCCCCCUUUCUGCCCCUAUCUUCCAACUAGGAAUGCUUCCUCCGCAGAUAUGAAGUUGUUGAACUCUUGAUUCCCAUUUGAACACUCCCCAUCUACCUCCCCCCUCUCUGUGACUUUUCAGCCCCAAUUUGCUGGGGCUGAGAUCAAGAAAGUCCAUUUUCUUUGUGGGGGGGGGGACCGAAGUGGAAGUAAAGGAGCUCCCUCCCCACGCAUGCACCAUGUUUCUUCUAAUGGGAUGUGGAAGUGAUAGCUGACAAUGUGGAGUGGGGUUCAAGAAGGCAAUCCAAACUAUUAAGGAGCGUAAUAUCGGAACAAGUUUCCCCCCCCCAAGUGGAAAGGGGACGACGACGACAAAGAAGUUGCCUUCAGCCGCACAGAGAAUAACCAUGGGCUGUGCUCCCAGCAUCCAUAUCUCAGACAGCAGGGUGGUCUACCACAGCAACAAAGAGCCUGAGGACUCGAACUCAUCGCAGCAGCAACAAGGCCACCCUGUCCCUGGGUUAUUCAUUAAAUCCUCCAACACCUCCACAUACAAGUUAAGGACGAACCCCUCCAAGAAGGACAAGCGUGACCACAGCCGGAGCAUGGAAGUAGAGACUCAGGCCAGCAGAUCCAGCAUUAAGGCAGUGGGAACAGAUGUGCAGUUUGGCCCUAUGAGACUCCACCAAGAUCAACUUCAGGUUCUUUUAGUGUUUGCCAAAGAAGACAACCAGAGUAAUGGGUUCUGCUGGGCGUGUGAGAAAGCUGGAUAUCGGUGUAACGUUGCCAGGACACCUGAAUCUGCCCUUGAGUGUUUCCUGGAUAAGAACCAUGAAAUCAUCAUUAUUGAUCAUAGGCAUUCGCGAUACUUUGAUGCAGAAUCACUAUGCAGGUCCAUUAGAUCAACAAAAUUAGCUGAAAACACUGUUAUUAUUGGUGUCGUGCGAAGACAUGCGGAUCGUGAAGAGUCCUCAAUAUUGCCCCUCAUUUCUGCUGGCUUCACAAGGAGGUAUGUAGAAAAUGCCAAUAUCAUGGCCUGUUACAACGAACUCAUGCAACUGGAAUUUGGAGAAGUGCGGGCACAAUUUAAACUAAGGGCUUGUAAUUCAAUAUUUACGGCAUUAGAGAAAAAUCAAGAAGCCAUUGAGAUCACAAGCGAAGACCAUGUAAUACAGUACAUAAAUCCUGCGUUUGAAACAAUGAUGGGCUAUCAAAAAGGUGAAUUAAUAGGAAAGGAAAUAACAGAAGUGCCUAUAAAUGAAAAAAAAGCUGAUCUCCUUGAAACUAUUAAUUCUUGCAUCAAGAUAGAAAAGGAAUGGCAAGGAACGUAUUAUGCCAAAAAGAAAAGCGGAGAGAGCAUACAGCAAAAUGUGAAGAUCAUACCUGUCAUUGGACAGGGAGGAAAAAUUAGACACUAUGUGUCACUUAGCAGCCCAAGCAACGACAAUAAUAAGGCCGAAAGGGUACGCGAACAUGUUCAAGCUGAGUCCCAGACAGAUAACCAGUCCUCCAGACACAAAGACAGGAGGAAAGGAUCUCUAGAUGUCAGAUCGACCACCUCACGGGGCAGUGAUGGCAGUUCACAGAGAAGGCACUCUUCUAUGGCCAGAAUACAUUCCAUGACUAUCGAAGCGCCUAUUACUAAGGUGAUUAAUAUAAUCAAUGCUGCCCAAGAAAGCAGCCCCAUGCCGGUUGCUGAAGCUUUAGAUCGCGUCCUUGAGAUUCUGAGGACCACUGAGCUGUACUCUCCGCAGCUUGGGACAAAAGAUGAGGAUCCUCAUACAAGCGACCUUGUUGGAGGCUUGAUGACGGACGGUCUACGAAGAUUAUCAGGGAAUGAGUAUAUAUUAUCAGCAAAACAAACUCAUCAGGUACCAGGCAGCUUAAUCUCGCCUAUCUCCCUUAAUGAUAUACCACCACGAAUAGCACAAGCAAUGGAAAACGAGGAACACUGGGACUUUAAUAUCUUUGAAUUGGAAGCAGCGACCCAUAAAAGGCCUUUGGUUUAUCUUGGUCUCAAAAUGUUUGCUCGCUUCGGAAUCUGCGAGUUCCUAAACUGCUCUGAAUUGACUCUGAGGUCUUGGCUGCAAAUCAUCGAAGCCAAUUAUCACUCAUCUAAUUCCUACCACAAUUCUACCCAUGCUGCCGACGUCCUCCAUGCCACAGCCUACUUCCUUUCUAAAGAAAGGGUAAAACAAACUUUGGAUCCCAUCGAUGAAGUCGCAGCCCUGCUUGCUGCCACCGUGCAUGAUGUGGAUCACCCGGGUCGGACGAAUUCCUUCCUGUGUAAUGCAGGAAGUGAGCUGGCCAUUUUGUACAAUGACACGGCAGUGUUGGAGAGCCAUCACGCCGCUUUGGCCUUCCAGCUUACCACGCGGGACGAUAAAUGCAAUAUUUUUAAAAACAUGGAGCGGAAUGAAUACCGAACCCUCCGGCAGGCGAUUAUCGACAUGGUCUUAGCCACGGAAAUGACCAAGCACUUUGAGCAUGUCAACAAGUUUGUCAACAGCAUAAAUAAGCCUUUGGCAGCCCUUGAUGAAAUCGGGAGUAUGAGCAGCGAUGGCGAGUCUAUCAAAAACGUCCUCACGUCACCCGAAAACCGAAUCCUGAUUAAGCGAAUGCUCAUUAAGUGUGCCGAUAUUUCCAACCCAUGUCGGCCUGUGGAGCAGUGUGUUGAGUGGGCUGGCCGCAUUUCUGAGGAAUAUUUUGCACAGACAGAUGAAGAGAAAAGACAAGGUUUGCCUGUGGUGAUGCCUGUUUUUGACAGGAAUACUUGUAGUAUCCCCAAAUCUCAAAUAUCCUUCAUUGAUUAUUUCAUCACCGACAUGUUCGAUGCUUGGGACGCAUUUGCAGACCUUCCAAAUUUGAUGCAACACCUGGACAACAACUUCAAAUACUGGAAGGGUCUGGACGACAGGAAGCUACGGACUCUUCGGCCCCCACCUGAAUAGCCAUCGCCGCCUCCUCCAAGUACAUACUUUUAACCCAUUGGAAAAACAUAUUCCACCGAGUCUAAAUUUGAUUGUGCAUUUUCAGAUUGAUUUGGGUCUCUUCAGUAUUACAGUAAGGCCUUCCUGUACACAUCCUUGAGGGACUUCGGUGUUCCAGAAAACCCUUGAGAUCAGCAGUAAGCUCCUGCAACCAGAUGUGUAGGGACUCGGUAUCUGGAAAACCUUUUCAAAUUUAAUCACACUGGAUGGCUGCAGUGCCUGUACUGGAAAGGGUUGAUGAGAAAACCCUUUUUUCCCCCCCUUUCGUCUUUUUUUGUUUUGGCAUUCUCUUUGCAUCAGAAUGUGAAGCUUGAAGAUGGCCUCCUCUUAAAAGGAAAGACUUAAAAAGCGCUGAUGAAAAUCCCACGUCGGUGGUGGAUGCGCUCGUAACGAUUCCGACGAUGCUUUUUCAAUAAGCACUUAAAAAAAAAACGUUAUGUCGAACAAUCCAAUAUUUGACAUAAAGACCUUUCAUGAAGGAGGCUUUUUUUUUUGAUCUUCUGAAAAAUGAACAUAUAUUUUUAAUAUCACAGAAGGUGCAAAAUCAUUCACUGUUGAACACUACUGAGAGCGAGUUCUCUUCAAAGAAAUUUAGUAGCAAAUGUUGACAAACAACAAACCAACCCAACCCGGCAAUUUUUUUUUUUUUGAAGUUGAUUGUUAGGCCUCUAUGAUUAAAAUGUGUUUUAUUUAUUUUGUCAGAUGUUUAAUAUUUUCUAUGAAUUUAUAAAAAGACUUUAAAAGCCAAAGCCAACUUUAGACACAUUACAGAUUUACAUGAUUCAUACUCGUUAUGCAUUUAAUUGAAGUAAAAACCUUUUAUUUUCAUAAUGCAAAACGCCGUAUAAAUGAAGAGAGGACACAUUUUUAUUGCACUGUAAGGAUAGAUGCAUAUGUUGAGAUAUUGUCCAAUUCUAUGUUAAUUAAAGUAAGCUUUUUUAAAAAAAAACAAAGGGUCUCAUUGUAGAGGCAAAAAAAAAAUUG
Messenger RNA from Eublepharis macularius, 4036 nucleotides. RefSeq names its product phosphodiesterase 8A (gene PDE8A). Gene Ontology annotation, molecular function: 3',5'-cyclic-AMP phosphodiesterase activity. The record is from RefSeq and is a predicted model, not a curated record. Bases 470 to 3013 code for a protein of 847 amino acids. Gene Ontology annotation, biological process: cellular response to epidermal growth factor stimulus; signal transduction; positive regulation of ERK1 and ERK2 cascade. Lineage: Eukaryota; Metazoa; Chordata; Lepidosauria; Squamata; Eublepharidae. The transcript is spliced from 22 exons.